Messenger RNA from Arabidopsis thaliana (thale cress), 1567 nucleotides. It is a transcript of the gene SCPL15, whose product is annotated as serine carboxypeptidase-like 15. NCBI's taxonomy places the organism in Eukaryota, Viridiplantae, Streptophyta, Magnoliopsida, Brassicales, Brassicaceae. Gene Ontology annotation, cellular component: extracellular region. Bases 75 to 1385 code for a protein of 436 amino acids. The transcript is spliced from 14 exons. Gene Ontology annotation, biological process: secondary metabolic process; proteolysis. The record is from RefSeq and is marked reviewed. Gene Ontology annotation, molecular function: serine-type carboxypeptidase activity; O-sinapoyltransferase activity.
UUUUGGGUCAACGCCUCUGCUUUUGAGUUUUGAGUAUAUAUAAAAAAUGUUAAAACUCAAAAACUAAAACAAGAAUGGCUUCCUGGAUAUUCAAGUUGCUGCUGCUGCUGCAAUGUGUGCUUGUGUUGAUUCAACAUGCUGAUUCAAGUUCUAUCAUCAGAUAUCUUCCUGGUUUUGAAGGCCCUCUUCCAUUCGAGCUCGAAACCGGGUAUAUUGGUGUUGGUCAAAAAGAGGAAGAUCAACUGUUCUACUACUUCAUCAAAUCUGAGAACAAUCCAGAAGAAGACCCUCUUCUUGUCUGGUUAACUGGAGGACCUGGCUGCUCUUCUUUCUCUGGUCUUGUUUAUGAGAAUGGGCCACUUGCUUUCAAGGUUGAGACUUACAAUGGAAGUGUACCGACGUUGGUUUCUACCACAUAUUCAUGGACUAAGGUGGCGAACAUAAUAUAUUUGGAUCAGCCUGUUGGGACUGGCUUCUCCUACUCAAGAAAUCCAUUUGCUGAUAUACCAAGUGACACAGGAUCAGUUAAGCGGGUCAACGAGUUUGUUCGUAAGUGGCUAGCUAAGCAUCCUGAGUAUUUCUCCAAUCCUUUCUAUGUCACUGGAAAUUCUUAUUCCGGUAAGGUGAUUCCGGCCAUCGUUCAAGAAAUCUCAAAUGGAAACUAUAUAUGCUGCAAACCUCAAAUAAAUCUUCAGGGCUAUGUGAUCGGAAACCCGGUAGCAUACUAUGAUCAUGAUAAAGACUUUCGCAUUCCAUUUGCUCAUGGAGUAGCACUCAUCUCUGAUGAACUCUUUGAGUCGUUGAAGGCAAGUUGUGGAGGAAGCUACAGUGUUGUAGAUCCUCUUAACACAGAAUGCUUGAAACUCAUCGAAGAUUAUGACAAGUGUGUUUCUGGAAUAUAUGAAGAACUUAUUCUAAAAUCAAAAUGCGAGCACACAUCUCCUGAUUGUUAUACGUAUCGGUAUUUGCUAUCUGAAUAUUGGGCUGAUAACGAGACUGUCCGCAGAGCACUCAAAGUUGUGAAGGGGAGUAAAGGGACAUGGGAACGAUGCGAUUAUAGAGUGCUUAGCAACCAAGACAUCAAAAGCAGCAUACCAUUCCAUAUCAAUAACAGCAUCAGAGGAUAUCGAUCUCUAGUCAUUAGCGGUGAUCACGAUAUGACAAUCCCUUUCCUUGGAACUCAAGCAUGGAUAAGAUCUCUCAACUAUUCCAUUACUGAAAAAUGGAGACCUUGGAUGAUACUCGACCAAGUCGCCGGAUACACCAAGACUUAUGCCAAUAAGAUGACACUUGCCACUGUGAAAGGAGGUGGGCACACAUUGGAAUAUAAACCAGAGGAGAACUCAGUCUUGUUCAAGAGGUGGAUAAGUGGUCAACCUCUUUAAACACACUUGGAGUGAUCUUAUUGAUGUUGAAGCCCAAAGUGUUUGGUUUGAUAUAGUAUUCCCAUCUGAAGUCAAUGUUGCAUUAUAAUCUAGAAGAAAAUAUAUAAAAAAACAAUUUUUUGUCUACGUAACUACUCGUGGGUUUUUUCUAGCACUUUGAUCAAAAGAAUGCACCUUUUAAC